This is a messenger RNA of Cylicocyclus nassatus, 1284 nucleotides long. Lineage: Eukaryota; Metazoa; Nematoda; Chromadorea; Rhabditida; Strongylidae. The record is from the annotation of a GenBank genome assembly.
AUGACAAUGUCACAGUACAAGCCGCCAAUACUAAUGUUUCUUCUGCUUCUCACUCAAGCGGCCACGCCAAUGAAACCGGAAGGUGGCGGUGUUGAGUUGAACGCCGACGCGUUGCGCUUUCUCGCCGCCGGCAAUCCGCUGUUCGCCGGCCAAUUUCCCUUUCCUGGCAUGCCGGGAGCAGCACAGGCGGACGCAUUUCGUGCUAUGGCAGCUCAAGCCGGUUUACCGUUCCCGGUCAUGUAUCCUGGUUUACAACCGGACCUCAAACCCGAAAUGAUGCCGGUCGGAGGUGGACCAAUUCCAAGUUUUGUAUUCGACGUGAUGAACCCCUACCAUCCCUAUGCGGCUGGCCUGGACGGUGCUCGACGCAAAAAUGCGACCCGUGAGACGACGGCACCGUUGAAAGCGUGGCUGACCGAUCAUCGAAAGAAUCCCUAUCCGACCAAGGGCGAAAAGGUCAUGCUUGCUGUGAUGACGAAAAUGACACUUACACAGGUUUCAACAUGGUUCGCAAAUGCACGACGACGAUUGAAGAAAGAGAACAAGAUGACAUGGUCACCACAGAAUCGUCGCGGUGACGAUCCGGAUGAUGACGAUUUGGCCGAUAUCGAUGCGAUUGAUGGUCUCGAUGGCAUGGAUCGACCAUCGAGUUCCAUGUCUGAUAUGUCCGAAAAGAAAGAAGAAGUGCCUGUAACUCCAGUGACAAACAACAAUCUAAAGGAUGGUUCUGAUGUUAGUACGCCGAAAAAAGCUCCAGGGAAAAUUUGGUCAAUUGCCGACACACUCGGUGAAAGAUCUGACUCUACAAAAGCUGAGAAUGAGGCGGGAAGUUCGAAAAAGGACUCACCAAGUACGGAAGAGGAUCCUGCAGCUGUAGCACAACUACAACGAAUGAUCGCUCUGUCAAACUUUCAAUUCCCUCCGCAAAUGUUGGCAGCUAUGUCACGACCUGGUGCCAUGCCACCAAUGCCGUUCCUGAAUCCAUUAGCGCUCAUGGGUUUUGCCGCUCACCAGCAGCAGCAACAACAACAGCAACAGCAACAGCAACAACAACAUCACUCUGCUGUCAUGAAUGGUUCAUUCUCGUCGGACACGCAUUCUGCUAGCCCGUCGUCAAGCCAUUCACCAACGGGUUCCACCAGUGCUGCUAGAAGUCCUGUCGUCUCAGCAGCUUCCGCUACUCCACCACCAAGUACCGCCACCGCCAGUGGCACCACCGCCUCCACCGGUGUAGCCACCAACGGAGCCACCGCUACCGCAGCGGUCCCGCCGGCGGCGACGUCG